AUGGCUUCGGCUAAUGAAAUCGAUAUAAUAAGUGAACUACAAAAGAAACCAUUUUCUGUUCGACAAUCAGGCGAGCAAAAUAUACUCGUAAAGCAGCGGCCAAUUCCAAAUUUACAAGCGAGUACAGGCAAUAGAAGCUUUCAGGAAAGUUGGUACUCGAAGAAAGAUUGGCUUUGUGGUAGCUCAGAAAAGAAAGCAUUGUUCUGUUGGCCUUGUCUUUUGUUUCGCCCUGGAUCGUCAUCUUCAUGGACGCAGACGGGAUUCAAAAACAUGAAGAAUUUCCUAUCCGAUUCCAUACGUGAAGAGAUUCAGCGUCAUAACGAGGAGGUAAGGCAAAACAGGGAAAUGUUGAAAACCAUAACAGAAGCUGUUUUAUACUUGUCUAGGCAAGAGCUUGCAUUUAGGGGGCAUGAUGAAUCUAGUGGAAGCAUGAAUAGAGGAAAUUAUAGAGAGCUAAUUGAAAGUUUUGCCAAUUUGGAUUCUGUUUUUGAAAGGCGAUUACAUGGCAGGCUUGCUGAAACCCACCUUGCUGGGGGAGGGCGGUUUACUGGAGUCUCUCCUGAUAUUCAGAAUGAUUUGAUUGAUUGUCUUGAUAAGAUAAUAGAGGAUGGGACUUUAAAGGAAAUAGAUUGCUGCACUUUCUUAAGUGUACAGGUUGAUGAGGCAACUGAUGUUUCUACCUCAUGUCAUCAAUGUCUUGCAUUCCAACUAUGA
This is a messenger RNA of Xenia sp. Carnegie-2017, 714 nucleotides long. RefSeq names its product zinc finger MYM-type protein 1-like. Bases 1 to 714 code for a protein of 237 amino acids. The transcript has 2 exons. NCBI's taxonomy places the organism in Eukaryota, Metazoa, Cnidaria, Anthozoa, Malacalcyonacea, Xeniidae. The record is from RefSeq and is a predicted model, not a curated record.